AUGGCUCGGAGAAAGGAUUGGACACCUCCUACGGAAAAAGCAGCCAUCAUCCUUGAUUCUGACGCAUCGUCAGCACGGGAAAAUCUAGGUGCGAACAACGAGGAUGAUUUUGCCAAGUCGUUUGGAAGCAUGGUUUCUGCGUACAUGUGCGGCAAUGCUGCCACUCGAGGAACGGCAUUAUGCCAGAGUGAUGGAUCAAGCGCGGAAAAGACAAAGACCGCAGUUUCAAAAGCCGAAUCGGCUGUUGAUCUUACGACCACGACCAUUGCGAACUCCGCCGCUAGACCAAAGACGGUGCGGAAAAAGCCCAGAACUAUUACCAGUCUCGCUACAGCUGCCUAUCGGAAAUCGACCCAAGGUGAGACUGCAGAUAGAGUGCAAGAUACAAGGCCUUUUGCGAAUCCCAGGCCGUUGGUUGAGACGUCGAAAAAGACCAAGUCUCGUAAGAAACAGUCGAAAGCAACGAAACAGCAGGAGCCCCUCAAACCGAUACUGUUUUCUCCAGAAACGGCACUAAGGCAAGUUGCCAAGCAGGACUUUGUGUUUGGAACGUCGAGCCAGUUAGCCACGGAACAGUCGCCAACUUUUUUGAGAGACUUGCAGCUCACAAUGAAGAAUUCGAACCAACUUGAUUACGCUGAUUUCAUAACCCCCUUGAAUAGUGACGCUAUUGAGCCGCCUGAAGGUCGGCCCAAACUUUGGGAUGCGGCAGCCAGAGAUGCAGACGGUGAUCUGUUUGAUGUCGAAGUGGUCAAUCUGACGGGAACCAGCCCGCAACUGUUAAAGACACCGGGUAUCGUGGACCCUUUUGGAUAUUUUAAAGGCGACGACAUGCCGAUUCCAACUUGCAAUCCCGGGUCUGCAAAGAGUAGCGACAACGGAAACGAGUUAGUUGUCGAUAUUUUAGAUGUCCAUGUCUCAGAAUCACAAGCGACAUAUACUACGGCAGAUGUUUCAAAUGUCCUCAGCGCCAUGGAGCCAAAGGUACCGCCGAUGGGGAAGCGAUCGGUUCAAUCCGAGGCUCCAAGCUCACCGGACAUUGCAGGCAAAGAGCAUCCGUUGCCAAGAGUCACAAGCUGUGCUUUACGACCGACGUUUGAAGACUAUACCGACACGGAACUGUCAAAAGAGAUAUCUCGAUACGGCUUCAAACCAGUCAAACGGCGUUCGGCAAUGAUAGCUCUUCUCCACCAGUGCCGGGAGCAGUCUGGCUAUGGCGGCCAAGAGGCACGAAUGCUUUUCACGGCUGCCGCCAAUUCCCCGACGAAACGGCCGCGCGGCCGCCCGCGGAAGGGCUCAGUAGAUGAUGGCCAGACACAGGAGCUUCUGCCAGCUGUGCAGGCUCCCGAAACACCAAAAGGACCCAGGGGAAGAUCGGGGAAGGAUUCACGACCAACACCAGACAAGCAAGUAGUGUCGAAACGCACUGCUACUAAGCCAACCAAGAAGCGAACGGCCGGGAGUAACGCCACUCCUAAAAAGGCGAAGGCCGUCAAGGUGAUUGAAAUACCGGAUUCAGAGUCUGACUUGGCAGAUACUUUGGAUUCAUCACGACAUUCAUCACCGAGCUCAACAUUUUCUUCACCGCAACGUGUCGAUCUGGCCAUGUUGGUCGACAACGAUUCGGAACUCUCUCUUGCAAUGACGCCAACAGAUGCACAGGCCUGCUUAUUUGCGCACAUCACCAAGGCCGUCACGACUGCACCACGGACUACGGACCCUGCCAAUCCAUCGUGGUACGAAAAGAUUCUGCUGUAUGACCCAAUCGUCCUGGAAGACUUGGCGUCUUGGCUCAACAGCGGACAACUCAGUCGCGUUGGAUACGACGAAGAAGUUAAUCCUGUUGACUUGAAGAGCUGGUGUGAGUUGAGGAGUAUCUGCUGUUUGUGGAAGGUGAACUCGAGAGGCAAAGAGAGAAAGAGAUAUUGA
Molecule: messenger RNA, 1929 nt
Organism: Metarhizium album ARSEF 1941
Lineage: Eukaryota; Fungi; Ascomycota; Sordariomycetes; Hypocreales; Clavicipitaceae
Product: Structure-specific endonuclease, subunit SLX4
Exons: 1
Coding region: 1-1929 (642 amino acids)
Biological process (GO): DNA repair; DNA replication
Cellular component (GO): Slx1-Slx4 complex; nucleus
Molecular function (GO): 5'-flap endonuclease activity
Source: RefSeq, a predicted model, not a curated record